AUGUCUGUCCGUCGUCGUCAGGUCCCUCGCGAUGCUCGUCGAGCGUUGCAGGACACCGCGCAUAGUCACCCAGGCGAGCUGAAUGUCAUCUUCGCGUCGGUCGGCUGCAACGAUGCCCGGCACACAAAUGUCCGGCAUGUGGCCGAUGUUGAACAAGAGGCGGCGGAACUGUGUGCGUGGGCGAAUAUCCUGGUGCUGGCACCGAUCGAUGCGUACAGCCUCGCAAAGAUGCUGACUGGACAAACUGGUAAUCUGCUGCUAGAAUUGUUGCGCAGCUGGAACGUAUCGCGCAAAGUGCUGAUGCUGCCGGGAAUGUCACAAUUGAUGUGGAGGAAUCCAAUGACGAGCAAGCAGAUGACAGAAAUACGGGACAACUGGGAUUGGGUACGGACAUUCAAGCCUAUCCUCUGGGAAUUCGAUUCAUUUGGCACAAAGAAGGUUACAUCAUGGGAUUCCGCGAACGAGCUGGUGGAAGCUGUGCACAACCAAGUGGAACUUCUCAAACUCGGAGAGGGUCUCACAGUGGCGCCGAUACCGCGUGCCAUCCUACCCAAACCGUCGACGAGGCCAAGCAAUCGCCUGCCACCCGAGCUAUGGACCAUAAUCUUCGAUAUGGUAGGAGACUGGGAGCUUGCCCAGAACUUGCAUGUCUACACAAAUUUGAAGCCACCAAGUGAUUGGUAUGCCCAUAUCCGCCACAAGGAGUCUGAGGACCGACAACUGAGCGACAUGGAGACUCUCGAAUGGAUUAUCUUGUGCGGCACCCUCUGUAAUGUCAAGCAAUUCGUUCAGGACCGUGGCGUGCCUCGCAUUCUUUCCCGGAUGUGUCUCACCUUGAUGAUGCGUUUUGCGAUGACGCCCCUCUUGGCCUACCUGGAAUCAGUCGAUCAUAAAAUACUGCUGUGCCCUCCAGAGAGGUCCUUCUUCCCCGACAAAGCCUCCGCGGUGUUCGGUCGCGUGGAGAUUCUCGAGUUCUGGUGCAAGUCACCGACAUUUGCCGACCGGGAAUACACCGAGGCGGCUAUGGAUGGUGCUUCGCGGAUGGGCUUUGUGCACGUUCUGGACUGGUGGCGACGUUCGGGACUGCCUCUGAAAUACACCGAAGCGGCAUUGGAGACGGCGAGCGGCAACGGUCACAUCGCCGUGCUGGAAUGGUGGAAAGCUCAGGCCUGCAUCGACAGCAAUAGUGCCAGUGGUAUCAGCGAACUAGAUCGAGUCGACACCACCGGACGCACAUCACCCACGGGACUCCCCCUUAUCCGCCUCAAGCCCGGCAAGAGCAUCUGCUUCGCCGCGCAGAACGGGCACACGGAGGUGGUCCACUGGUGGUUGGAAUCCGGCAUCACCUUUGCGCACGAAGACACGGUGGCCAAGUUGGCCAGCGCCCACGGGCACGUCGCCAUCUUGGAGCUCUGGUACGAGAUGAAGGGCGGCAAGAUCAUCUUCGAUAACUCGGUGCUCCCGUUGGCCACCAAACACGGCUGGAUUGCCGUUCUCGAGUGGUGGCGCCGCUCGGGCUUGACGGUCGAGUAUCGCAUCUGUGACGUCGAGGAAGCUCUCGAGGAUGGCUUCGAGGGCGAGCGCGGGGUGGAGAUGAGGCGCUGGUGGGCGCACAAUGGGUUGAAUCUGGGUAGUCUUGGGACGAGCGAAUGGAUGAAGACGAAAGUUUUGUGA
Messenger RNA from Dissoconium aciculare CBS 342.82, 1674 nucleotides. RefSeq lists its product as uncharacterized. Gene Ontology annotation, biological process: coenzyme A biosynthetic process. NCBI's taxonomy places the organism in Eukaryota, Fungi, Ascomycota, Dothideomycetes, Mycosphaerellales, Dissoconiaceae. Gene Ontology annotation, cellular component: phosphopantothenoylcysteine decarboxylase complex. The transcript is spliced from 2 exons. Gene Ontology annotation, molecular function: phosphopantothenoylcysteine decarboxylase activity; FMN binding. Bases 1 to 1674 code for a protein of 557 amino acids. The record is from RefSeq and is a predicted model, not a curated record.